Molecule: messenger RNA, 951 nt
Organism: Diaporthe citri
Lineage: Eukaryota; Fungi; Ascomycota; Sordariomycetes; Diaporthales; Diaporthaceae
Exons: 3
Coding region: 1-951 (316 amino acids)
Biological process (GO): negative regulation of DNA-templated transcription
Molecular function (GO): DNA-binding transcription factor activity
Source: RefSeq, a predicted model, not a curated record
AUGAGUGCACAGCUUACACAAUUCGAAGAGGAGAGGAAGGCCUACCAGGAACAGCUGGACAUUGUCUCCACAUCCCUCAACGAUGACCCCGAAAAUGCCGAGCUGCUCGCCCUCAGGGCUGAGCUGGAGGAGAUGAUCAAUAUGAUCAACGAGUCCAUCGCCGACAUCCAGCCGAAACGAGCUGCAGCAGCACCUGCAGCAGCCGUCCCGAGCAAGGCUCCCAGACCGGCAGAGACCGCGCCCGAGAAGUGGUCACGCGAGAAUCACCCAGCCUUCAAAAAGGCCGCACAGGAGGAGAAGGACAGGCAAGAAGCAGCUGCGGCCGCAGCAGCAGAGUCGGCUAUCCCCAUCUCCUACCAGGUCAAUGAUACAGUUCUUGCUAAGUGGGUCUCGGGUGACAAGGGAUUCUACCCAGCACGCAUCACCGCCGUCACCGGCUCCUCCACACAGCCCAUUUAUACCGUCAAGUUCAAGAGCUACGAUACGAGCGAGACCCUGCGCGCAAACAACAUCCGCCCAAUCAGCAACAAGCGCAAGGCAGAUGGCAGCAACCCGACUGCAGGCCCUUCGGCCGCAAGCGGCAGCGUAAACAGCCCGACCACGUCUGGAGCAACGACACCGGGCGGAUCAACGAGUGUAAACAACGGGAUUGUCCUUACGUCCGCCCCAAGUGUGUACCCACAGGCCGACAAGAACGCCGCUGCUGAUGGAGAGAAGCCGGUCAAGAAGUUUAAGAAGAUCAAGGCGAACAAGGAGCUUGAGAAAGGCAAGAGCAAGUGGCAAGACUUCAACGCCAAGUCCAAGUUCGGAAAAACACAAAAGAAGGACAGCAUGUUCCGCACACCUGACGGCGUUCACGGUCGAGUCGGGUUCACCGGGUCUGGCCAGACCAUGCGCAAGGAUCCCACUCGAAGUCGUCAUGUUUACCAACCAAAUGAGGACAUUGACUAA